AGACAUUAAGAAAUUUCUAGAAUAAACGUGAAAUGAUUUGAUUUAAACAUUGAGCAUCAGCAAUCAAACAUUACACUCAAGGUUCAUAAUCAUUUCUUAUCGAUCAGUUACAACACAUUAAGGAAAGACCGCUUUCUACUUUUAGUUCAGUUGUUUCCAUCGAAUUAUUGGUAACUGUUCUAGAUGAUGUACAUCGGCAAGAUCUAUAUUAAUUAGACGAAAAAAGAUACAAUUCAUACUCGAAUCUUCUCAUAUUAACAUUUUUGAUUAAUUUUGUGAAAUUAAAUUUCAUAUAUUAUUUAAAUUAUGGUGAAAGAAACGGGCUACUAUGAUAUUCUUGGUGUUAAGCCAACUGCAACUUCAGAUGAACUGAAGAAAGCCUACAGGAAAUUGGCUUUGAAAUAUCAUCCUGAUAAAAAUCCAAACGAAGGUGAGAGGUUUAAGGCUAUAAGCCAAGCCUACGAAGUUCUAAGUGACCCUGAUAAACGACGUUUAUAUGAUGAUUACGGAGAAAAAGGUAUCAAAGAAGGUGGCCAUAGUGGUUCAUCACCUAUGGACUUGUUUGAAAUGUUCUUCGGUAUGGGCGGAAGCAGACAACGUCACGCAGGUCCUAGAAAGGGAAAAGACGUAGUCUAUCAAUUAGGAGUGAGUUUAGAGCAGCUAUAUAAUGGUUCGACGAAAAAAUUGGCUAUUAGUAAAAAAGUUGCCUGUGAUAAAUGUGAGGGCAGGGGAUCAAGUGACCCUAAAAAGGGUUAUGUAACUUGUGAGAAGUGUCAUGGAUCUGGUCGUCAAGUUAGAGUCCAGCAAAUGGGCCCUAAUAUUGUUCAACAAGUUCAAACCAUCUGCGGAAGUUGCAAUGGAGCAGGAGAGUUCUUAAAUCCUAAGGAUAGAUGUAAAACUUGUGAUGGUGCUCGUAUAAUUAAACAAAAGAAAAUAAUAGAAGUACAUAUUGAUAAAGGUAUGUCGGAUGGUCAGAAAAUAACUUUCUCUGGAGAAGGUGAUUUUGAGCCGGGAUUAGAUCAAUCAGGUGACUUAAUUGUAGUUAUCGACGAGCAGGAGCAUCCUAUGUUUAAAAGGUCACGAACAUCAAAUGCUGAUCUCAUAAUGGCUAUGGAGAUCACUCUGACUGAAGCCCUUUGCGGAAUGCAAAAGGGUAUCAAAACUUUAGAUGACCGAACUUUAGUCAUUUCAUCAUUACCAGGAGAAGUCAUCAAACAUGGAGCAAUCAAAUGUAUUAUGAAUGAAGGAAUGCCCCAUUGGAAGAAUCCAUAUGAAAAAGGACGACUUAUUAUACAAUUUACUGUAAAAUUCCCUGAUAAUUUAGAUCCCGUAAUUAUUCCCCAACUUGAAAACUUACUCCCCCCUAGACCUAUCGUAAACUUACCGACCGAUGGUUCAGCUGAGGAUGUUGUUUUAAUGGAUUUGGAUCUUGAAAAAGAAAGUUAUAUGAGAAAUGACCGAAGAUCAUAUUAUGAAGAAGAUGAUGGUCCAGGAGCAGGACCAGGUGUACAAUGUGCUGCCCAUAUUAUGGUGAAAGAAACGGGUUACUAUGAUAUUCUUGGUGUUAAGCCAACUGCAACGCCGGACGAGCUGAAGAAAGCCUACAGGAAAUUGGCUUUAAAAUAUCAUCCUGAUAAAAAUCCAAGCGAGGGUGAGAGGUUCAAAGCUAUAAGCCAAGCAUACGAAGUUCUAAGCGACCCGGAGAAAAAGCGUCUAUAUGAUGAGUAUGGAGAAAAGGGUAUCAAAGAAGGUGGCCAUAGUGGUUCAUCACCUAUGGACCUAUUUGAAAUGUUUUUCGGAAUGGGCGGAAGACAACGUCAUGCAGGUCCUAAAAAAGGAAAAGAUGUUGUAUACCAAUUAGGAGUUAGUUUAGAGCAGCUAUAUAAUGGUUCGACUAAAAAAUUGGCUAUUAGUAAAAAAGUGGCCUGUGAUAAAUGUGAGGGCAGGGGAUCAAGUGACCCUAAAAAGGGUUAUGUAUCUUGUGAGAAGUGUCAUGGAUCUGGUCGUCAAGUUAGAGUCCAGCAAAUGGGCCCUAAUAUUGUUCAACAAGUUCAAACCAUCUGCGGAAGUUGCAAUGGAGCAGGAGAGUCCUUAAAUCCUAAGGAUAGAUGUAAAACUUGUGAAGGUGCUCGCAUCAUCAAACAAAAGAAAAUCCUAGAAGUACAUAUCGAUAAAGGUAUGUCGGAUGGUCAAAAAAUAACCUUCUCUGGAGAAGGCGAUUUUGAGCCAGGAUUAGAUCAAUCAGGUGACUUAAUUGUAGUUAUCGACGAGCAGGAGCAUCCUAUGUUUAAAAGGUCACGAACAUCAAAUGCUGAUCUCAUAAUGGCUAUGGAGAUCACUCUGACUGAAGCCCUUUGCGGAAUGCAAAAGGGUAUCAAAACUUUAGAUGAUCGUACGUUAGUUGUUUCAUCACUGCCAGGAGAAGUCAUCAAACACGGAGCAAUUAAAUGUAUUAUGAAUGAAGGAAUGCCCCAUUGGAAGAAUCCUUAUGAAAAAGGACGACUUAUUAUACAAUUCACUGUAAAAUUCCCUGACAAUCUAGAGCCUUCAACAGUUCCCCAAUUGGAACAAUUGCUACCUCCUAGACCUGUCGUGACCUUACCAACAGAUGAUACAGCUGAGGACGUUGUUUUAAUGGAUUUGGACCUUGAGAAAGAAAGCUACAUGAGAAAUGAUCGAAGAGCUGCAUAUUAUGAUGAAGAUGAAGGUGGCCCAGGUGCUGGAUCUGGUGUACAAUGUGCUGCCCAUUAAUCUUAUGAUUUAAACGUCUUUUUGGACCAAAUAAGUAAACAAAUCAUAAUGACCUAUACGAAUUUUAAUCACUGGAUUAUUGAUUCUCUGAUUUUAGAUUAUCAUGAACAAACUACAAAUACACUCUUCUCAAACCAGCUACACUCAUUUUUCUGUACCCAUCUCAAUUUUUUCCAUUGCUAAAAUAGUUACAUCCGUGUCCUAUCCGACUUUCCGAAUCACGAGACUUUAAAGUCAUGACUUACGAUGGAAAUAGGUUUAAGCCUUUUAUUAAACUUUUUUCAUCAAUUUCUUUAUUAAAUAAUUGAUAGUAAUAUCAAGUCAAAUUGA
Tetranychus urticae (two-spotted spider mite) is the source of this 3081-nucleotide messenger RNA. RefSeq names its product dnaJ homolog subfamily A member 1. Gene Ontology annotation, molecular function: ATP binding; Hsp70 protein binding. Gene Ontology annotation, biological process: response to heat; protein folding. The record is from RefSeq and is a predicted model, not a curated record. NCBI's taxonomy places the organism in Eukaryota, Metazoa, Arthropoda, Arachnida, Trombidiformes, Tetranychidae.